Messenger RNA from Dentiscutata erythropus, 600 nucleotides. The record is from the annotation of a GenBank genome assembly. Lineage: Eukaryota; Fungi; Glomeromycota; Glomeromycetes; Diversisporales; Gigasporaceae.
AUGGAAUGUGAGUUCUUACAUUUAAUGACUGUUGAGAAUUAUCUUGAUACUGCCUGGGCUGGUAUAAGUCAACUACCUACUGUUCGAAGCAACAAUAUAAUUGUUAAGGAAGACUAUACAGAUAUUAUUCAAGACUACUUUGAGGAAAACUACCAAAUAACCAUUCAAAAUGACCUUAUAAACAUUAAACCGACCAUGCAAGAUGAUUCUAUAUUUGUUUGGGAAAAUUACUUAAAUACUGCUCAAGAUGACCUUAUGAAUGUUGAAACUCAUUCAACAACCUUCCAAAACGACUCUAUAUCUGUUAGAGAUCAUAUAAAUAUCAGUAGAGAUAAAUUUAUAUUUGUUAAGGGGAACCGCCAAAUAGCUGUUCAAAAUAGUCUUGUAAAUAAUGAGGAAGAUCAUAGACGACGUGGACGCCCACCAAAGUUAUUAUCUGAGAACAAUAAUAGUUCUGAAAACAAUACACUUAACCCCUCUGAUUCCAAUUUGGAUAUACAUGAAGACAUGCAAAUUUCAUAUGUAAAUAUGUAUGUAAAGGAUGUGGUGGAACAGAUCAUAAUGUUCGAAAAUGUAAAAAUUAAAAGUGAACGACGUUGA